UCUCUAUUAGCCUCCCUCUCUCCUCCUCCUCCUCCUCCUCCUCCUCCUCCUCCUCUCUUUCAGCAGUGGAGAAUCGGUGAACGGCAGCAGCGGCAGCAGCAGAGUCACUCAGCACGCCGACGACUCGCAUGAAAACACUCUGCGGCGAGCGCACAGGAGUUGACACAAAACAUGGGGAUCCUACCAUAAGACGUUUAACCAGGAUGGACUUAUCGGAUGUAUUCACGGCCACGAUUCCGGCCAGUUGGCCGCCAAACUCUUCAUUGGAGAACCACACCUCCUUCUCCUCCUCCUCCUCCACGAGGUCUCCUCCUCUACCUCCUCACUCGCAGGUGGCGUCGGUGUUCAUCGUGCUGGUGGUCACGGUCAUCAUUCUGGGGACCGUGGUGGGUAACGUGCUGGUCGUGGUGGCGGUGUUCACCAGCCGAGCCCUGAGGCCGCCGCAGAACCUCUUCCUGGUGUCUCUGGCAUCGGCGGACAUACUGGUGGCGACGCUGGUCAUCCCCUUCUCCUUGGCGAAUGAGGUGAUGGGCUACUGGUACUUUGGGUCCACCUGGUGCUCCUUCUACCUGGCUCUGGACGUCCUCUUCUGCACCUCGUCCAUCGUCCACCUCUGCGCCAUCAGCCUCGACCGCUACUGGUCGGUCACUAAAGCCGUCAGCUACAACCGCAAACGGACGCCAAAACGGAUUAAAGUGAUGAUCAGCAUCGUGUGGCUCAUUUCCAUCGUCAUCUCCUCGCCGCCGCUCCUCAUGUCGCACAAGGACGAGGAUUUGGGGACGGAGGAGGAGGGCGACACGCAGAGGCAGGAGUGUCUCCUGAACAAUCAGACGUGGUACAUUUUGUCCUCCUGCCUCGUGUCGUUCUUCGCGCCGGGCGUCAUCAUGAUACUCGUGUACUGUAAGAUCUACCGCGUCGCCAAGCAGCGAGCGUCCACCGUGUUUGUGGCGAAGAACGUGCUGGAGCGGCAGCCGUCGCAGUCCGAGACGUGCUUCGCGGGCACCACCAGGACUGGCCAGAGAAAGGGAGCCGGCUGCGGUAUCUCCCAGUACGAGCUGGAGAGCCCGCGGCCCGCCAACCGCCACAGCUCCUCCAACAUGGACAGCAACAGCAGCCGCAGAGGAGAGCUGGACGACAUCGACUUGGAGGAGCGAACGUGCGACGCCGCCGUAAAAACAACCUCCUCGUUUUCGCUCCGCUUCCCCAGGAGAGCCGGCGGGAGCGUGAAAACGGAGGAUGCAGAGGGACAGUCUAACAGGUUGAAGCCUCCUCUUCCUCCUCCGUCCUGCGCCUCCAUAUCGUGGGCGUCCUCCGAGAACUGCUCCCACCACUUCCUGCUGCCGUCGCCGCUGCCGCUCCGCAGCCGGCAGAUGUCCCUGUCCAAGAACAAAGUGGCUCAGAUGAGGGAGAAGCGCUUCACGUUCGUCCUGGCGGUGGUGAUGGGGGUUUUCGUCCUCUGCUGGUUCCCGUUCUUCUUCACCUACAGCCUGCAGGCCGUCUGCAGAGAGAACUGCACGAUCCCCGACACGCUCUUCAACCUGUUCUUCUGGAUCGGAUACUGCAACAGCUGCCUGAACCCCAUCAUCUACACCAUCUUCAACCGAGACUUCAGGAGGGCCUUCAAGAAGAUUUUAUUCCAGACUCACAAACGGACAUAACAAGUGAAUGUACAGUGGGAGGAACAAGUAUUCAACAUUUUCCUCUUUAUUUUCGGUAAACAUGUUUCUAAUGCAGAUAUUCAUAUGAAAUUUACACCAGACAUCGAUAUUAACUCAAUAAAACUACACAAAUAAAGAAAUCAAAACACCACAAACCAUAAAGAUCAGAAUGAUCACCUCAUGGUUGUUUGCAUCGGUGCACCAGUCAAGUUACAGUUGCAGUUUCCUUCCAAAUGAGUGAAAACACGGACGCUUCACACACAGACGAUCUCUAAAAUCAGCAAAGUUUACAGAUCAGAGUCGCCAGUUCAGAAUCUGACCGAAUUUCUCCCCUUCAGUUUCUGAGAUAUGAUGCUGAGCAACGGACAGAAAAGUCUUUUGCAGAACAUUUUGAUGUCACAGUUGACAAGGUAGAAGGUAGAUUUAUUGCUCAUUACUGAAGGUCGGCCCAUCCAGCGCAACAGCUUGAUCUGGGAUGUUAGGGGUUAACCAUGUCUCUGUGAAGAUGUGAUCAGAGUCUCUGAUUUGCUGAGUGAGCCUCAAUCACAUCUCAUUCACUUUACUCUCCUGUGAGCGGACAUUAGCCAGAAGAAGGCUUGGUGGAGGAGCAGCUCAAGGUCCAAGUCGGGUCAGC
Messenger RNA from Plectropomus leopardus (leopard coralgrouper), 2292 nucleotides. RefSeq names its product alpha-2Db adrenergic receptor-like. Gene Ontology annotation, biological process: regulation of smooth muscle contraction; regulation of vasoconstriction; platelet activation. The record is from RefSeq and is a predicted model, not a curated record. Lineage: Eukaryota; Metazoa; Chordata; Actinopteri; Perciformes; Serranidae. Gene Ontology annotation, molecular function: alpha2-adrenergic receptor activity; epinephrine binding. Gene Ontology annotation, cellular component: plasma membrane.